UUGGGAAAAAGAUAACUAAAAAUUAGAAUGAAGUUGAAUUGCGGUCUAAAACUGACUUAAGGAAAAGUUUUGGUAGCAUUUCAAUUUGAGUAACCAUAUGGAGGUGACAUCGUAACUGGCAAUCAGAGCAACUAACGGAGAAGAGGGACCCUGCAAUACGUUACUUCAUCAAUGGUGGUGAUCUGAGAAGCCCUUGUCGGGUACAAUCGCUUUCUCUAUGUGAAAUAUGUGUAUACGUGUUGGUUGAUGCGAAUGAUUGUUGGUGAAGCAGAGCAGAUCCAGGGCUUGAAGUUUUACGUAGCUGUAUUUGGUGAUUUACAUAAAAAUAAAUCAGCGAGGCCAAGCCAGUACGACUGUGAAUGCGUUAGAAAGAAUAGUUACUGGAUGACCAAAAGAGAAAGAAUCUGAGAGAGGAAGAAAAGGCCCCUUAACUUGGCAAUUUUAUCCUACUACUUAACCGACUCCAGAGUUUAGUUGUUAACUAGUUAUGAAGGAGAAUGAAUAAUAACCUUCAUGGAGUUGUGCACUAGUUCAAGUAAUUGAAUGUCCACGUCCACAUAUUUGGCUUAUUGAGAUAGCAAAAAUGGGCGAAGGCCAGCAGUAUCAGCUAGGGACGAUUGGAGCACUGAGCCUCUCUGUGGUUUCUUCGGUGUCAAUUGUAAUUUGCAACAAGGCGCUCAUUAGCACUCUUGGCUUCACUUUCGCUACAACCCUAACUAGCUGGCAUCUUCUUGUCACGUUUUGUUCUCUUCAUAUUGCUUUAUGGAUGAAAUGGUUUGAGCACAAGCCUUUUGAUCCAAGAGCUGUCAUGGGAUUUGGAAUUUUGAACGGAACAUCGAUUGGACUACUAAAUCUUAGCCUGGGUUUCAACUCUGUUGGUUUCUAUCAGAUGACAAAAUUGGCAAUUAUCCCCUGCACUGUCCUUCUGGAGAUUCUGUUUUUCAGGAGGAUAUUCAGUAGGAAUGUCCAGCUGUCACUCACUGUCCUUCUCUUGGGUGUUGGAAUUGCAACAGUGACUGAUCUGCAGCUCAAUGUCCUGGGUUCCAUCUUAUCUCUGCUUGCUGUUGUUUCAACUUGUGUUGCACAGAUUAUGACAAAUACCAUCCAGAAAAAGUUCAAGGUUUCAUCAACACAACUUCUGUACCAAUCUAGUCCCUAUCAGGCUAUCACUUUAUUCGUGACUGGACCAUUUGUAGAUGGACUUUUGACGAAUCAGAAUGUAUUUGCUUUUAACUACACUCCUCAAGUGCUGGCUUUCAUUAUCCUAUCCUGCUUAAUAUCAGUUGCUGUGAACUUUAGUACCUUUUUGGUAAUUGGAAAGACAUCACCAGUUACCUAUCAGGUCCUGGGGCAUUUAAAGACGUGCCUUGUUUUAGCAUUCGGAUAUGUUCUUCUACGAGACCCCUUUAGUUGGCGGAACAUUUUAGGGAUCUUGAUUGCUAUGGUAGGGAUGGUACUGUACUCAUAUUAUUGCACUGCCGAAAGCCAGCAAAAGGCCACCAGUGCUGAAGCAACACAAUUAUCCCAGACCACGGAAAGUGAAACUGAUCCUCUGUUAAGCGUUGAAAAUGGAGGUGGUAUUAUAACUGAUGAUGGUGUUAGACGAGCUCCGGGAUGGAAUUUGAACAAGGACCCGCACGCAUAGAACAUUCAUGGUGUACGUAUUUUACUUGGAUGGUACUGUUUCAAACUUCCUGUGAUGAAGAUGUCACUGCAAGGGAUGCCAUACUUUGUGGAUUACGAGUUCCGCGUUUCAAUAGAUUGAACUUCAUUCACUAGUACUUGAGCGAAAUGUGUCCUUGCGAUGAAACAGCUUUGUUAUACUAGGUUUGCCACAUAGAACUGAGAAUAUUGAUAAUAGAUUCGUUCUUGUAAAACAAACGUUUCAGCUCUCAUAUCAAUAUGCUCUAUGAAAUUGAAAAAUUAGACAAGUUGUUCUUGGAA
Molecule: messenger RNA, 1944 nt
Organism: Sesamum indicum (sesame)
Lineage: Eukaryota; Viridiplantae; Streptophyta; Magnoliopsida; Lamiales; Pedaliaceae
Product: UDP-xylose transporter 3
Source: RefSeq, a predicted model, not a curated record